Messenger RNA from Pieris brassicae (large cabbage white), 2388 nucleotides. Its product is annotated as sperm-associated antigen 7 homolog. Gene Ontology annotation, molecular function: nucleic acid binding. The record is from RefSeq and is a predicted model, not a curated record. The coding region runs from base 758 to 1459 and encodes 233 amino acids. The transcript has 3 exons. NCBI's taxonomy places the organism in Eukaryota, Metazoa, Arthropoda, Insecta, Lepidoptera, Pieridae.
AUGUGGUCAAUGGUCGUCGCUAAUUGUUUAUAGUUUUCGUUAGCAUUUUCCCAAAUAAGUCCUAUCAUUAUUUCAGUUUCUUUUAUAUAUAAUUUAUAAUUAUAUCUGUAUAGUUAAUUAAAAGAAUAACUGCAUUAUCUUUUGCAGAAUGUAAUUCGUCAAUAGUAAUGGAAGCGAAGAUACAAAACCAAAUUAUUGACUUCUUCUCGUUUUUAGAAGAUUUCUACGACACAUCCAAAACGUGUUUGAAUAGUUGCCAAAGCAACGCUGUUUCCAUAAAUAAAAUAAUUCGUCGCUGCACCAAUAUAAAAGAAGCACAACUUAAAGAGACACCUUUGGAAGAAUUUGUGGGCCUGCAAAAGAAACUGCUAUCCCGUCUUCAUAAUUUUAUUAACAUUGAAAUUCAAGAAAUUCAAAACCAAUAUUCAAUAUUAGAAGAAAAUUUUGAUAAACUCUGCCACAAAAGUAAAAUUCUACAUGAAAGUUGCAGGACUAUUGACUUCAAUCAAACAUCGCCUCUAGUGCGAGGAACACCACUUCAACCUUCUCUAAAACAAAUAUUACUUUUUGCAACAGAAUCGGUUACAUUUGGCGGUCAAGUUACUGCUCAAGUAGAAACAUCUUUGUCGGUUCUAUCUUUUAAACAAUUACAAACAGCACAUUUUGUUGAUCACUUUAAAUUCCCAAAGCCUUGGAAUAAAAGAAUUCCCGAAAUACUUGCUUACACAUCAUUCUGUCAAGAUAACGUAAUUUAAAAAUGGAUUUAUUAGGAUCAAUCUUAAAUUCUAUGCAAAAGCCGCCAACUGCGAGUGAGGCGCAAAAAACUGCUAUGCGAAACCACAAAGAAGCUUGUGAAAGAAAACAGAAAGAAGAAAAAAUAAUGAUAAAUAAAUUUAGACAGCGGGUAGAAGACAAGAUCAGUAACUUCAUUAAAGAUGGUACAAAACCAUACUUACAAUUUGAUUCAAUGGAUCAAAUGUACAGAUCUAUAAUACGAGAUGUUGCUGAAACGGCAGGUGUUCAAGUUAUUUCUUUUGGCCAAGAGGGAAUUGACCGAUAUUCAGUUAUUUAUCUAAAAGAUAAAGGCCCAUCUGAGGAUGAACUGACGGUGAGGAGAAAUGGAGGUAUUUGGGAUGACGAAAAAGCUUUGGAAAUGGCAAAAAAACGAGAAUUCGAUAAACUUGCUCAGCAAGAAGACGUAGUAGAAAGGGGAAAGAAGCGUAAAAACAAUGAAGAAUUGAGUGGGAUGUUCUAUAAACAGAAAUAUGCCCAUCUUAUUGGCCAGGAGGCAGCUCUUGACGCGGCUCAUAAGACGAAUGUAAAUAAGAGUUACGGCGAGGUCCCGAGUGAAAAUAAGAAGGAUCAAAGAUCCAUUGAACAGACUAUGGCAGAUAUCAAAGCGAAGAAAAUGAAAAAAAUCGAAACUGACAAACUGUUAGAUGUUACUGAGAAUGUUUAGUUAAUUCUUAGAGUAAUUGUUAAAAUUGCAAAUAGGUUUAAAACACCAAUCGGAAACUUUUGACUGAGGUAAACACUACAAAUUUGUGUUCUUAAAAGCAAUUUAGUAUGGUAGGUUAAUUUAUGCAUAUAUCUUCAUAUGUUUAUUCUUAAAAUAUACAAAUACGUCGAAAACGACUGUAACAUUUUAGUAAGAUUAGGAAAAUAUCCAUAAAAAAGUUAUUAUUCAAGCAAUUCGGAUUUUUUACUACUUUGUGUUUAUGAUAACCAAGUAUAUGAUUCAAGAAUAUGUAUAAGCGUACAUGUAAAUUAUGUUUUGUUUAACGAAAAACCCGCCGAAUUACUAAACUUCUUCCUCUCUUUCUGUCAAAUUGUAUCUACGCUGUGAUGAAAAGAGACAGUUGAGUACAGGUACCGGCAAACUUCUUGAGCAUUACACAAAGGAGUGGGGGAAAGUUUGCACAUCGUACACAGCGCGGGACACAAACGUCAACGAAUUUACCAAUCACGCGAUCGACAUCGCCGUCCCCGCUCGCAGCGAAACCUAAAACUCGCUUCUCCGCAAACUAUAUUUGUUCAAGAUAUUUGCCGGUAUCAGUACUGCAGUUAAAACGGUGAAAUUGCAGUGGUGAGAUAUAACAUAAUUAUUUGGGAUUAGGAACAGUUAUCUUAAAAAAUCGAUUAUCACUUUCAGUUGAAAAAAUUUAUUAGCUAUUCCGGAUAGCUUUUUACGUUCAGCCCUAGUCGCAAAUAUUGCGGUUUAUUCAAAUAAUCCGUGAUUUUUCGCGUGGUUAACGUCUUAUAAUGUAUGAAAUAGCUAGAAAAUAAAAUGUUUUAUUGCACUGUAAUUUUAGAUAGGUAUUUGUAAAAGUUAUUUUUGUACCUGACAGUACUUGUAAUAGUUAUGGCUGGAUUAAAAAUAUAAUAUUA